Macadamia integrifolia is the source of this 1075-nucleotide messenger RNA. Its product is annotated as tRNA-specific adenosine deaminase TAD2-like. Gene Ontology annotation, molecular function: tRNA-specific adenosine-34 deaminase activity; zinc ion binding. Gene Ontology annotation, biological process: tRNA wobble adenosine to inosine editing. The transcript is spliced from 7 exons. The record is from RefSeq and is a predicted model, not a curated record. The coding region runs from base 1 to 564 and encodes 187 amino acids. Lineage: Eukaryota; Viridiplantae; Streptophyta; Magnoliopsida; Proteales; Proteaceae.
AUGUACUGCAACAGAAGCAUGAACACUAGCACAAGCAGAAGGAGCAGCAUGAUGGGAAGCAAGUUUAGUAUUCUGCAUGUUACAUUGAGCAGUUGUGUGGUUGUUGAGGAUGGAAGGGUCAUUGCUUCAGGGAGAAACCGAACUACUGAGACACGAAAUGCUACAAGACAUGCAGAGAUGGAAGCCAUCGAUGUUCUUCUUGAACAGUGGCAAAUUAAUGGACUGUCAGAAUCAGAAGUUGCACAGAAGUUUUCAAGAUGUGACCUCUAUGUUACAUGUGAACCCUGUAUAAUGUGUGCAACAGCGUUAUCAAUACUUGGAAUAAAUGCAGUAUAUUAUGGCUGUUCUAAUGAUAAGUUUGGGGGUUGUGGAUCAGUCUUAUCUUUACAUUCAAAUUGCUCAGAGAACCUUUUCAGAGAUGUAUUUUCACAAGGGAAGGCUUUUAAAUGCACUGGAUCAGUUAUGGCAUCAGAAGCCAUCUCUCUUUUCCGAAGUUUCUAUGAGCAAGGGAACCCCAAUGCUCCAAAACCUCAUAGGCCGGUUCAGGCAUCACAAAGAGCUUAGGAAAGAAGGAAGCAGGAUAAGAGAGCAUCAAAAUUGGUUGAGCUAAUCCCAGCCAACCUUUGGGCCAUUGGAAUGCUCUAGCAUCAGGGAACUCAAUCACUAAUUUUAGACCAUCAGUUUGUAUCAAUUCAAAGUCGAUACCGAGAUACCCAUGUAGACCUAAUAGCCUCAAACACUUUGGGCCCCAUAGCCUCUUAACUGUCUUUCUGAAUUAACCCACAAAUUCAAGUGGUGAAAUACAAGACAUCGUACCCGUAGCACACGAUUAUUGAGUCAGAAGGGGAGUGGGGAAUUCCAAUAAUUGCCAUUAUUGUUGUGCACAUCUUGUGCUCUAUCAAACAAGUUGUUGAGAUUCUAUUCUUUUACACUUUGUCUUGAGCAUAUACCUUGUAUGCCAAUGAAGACUCUUUUUAGUUACAAGAACAGGAGAAAGGGGUCCAGUAAUGUGUCGGUACCUUGUUCUGUUCUUUUGAUAGUGCCAUUAGACAUUAAAUUUAAUCACUUUGAAACA